ACAUUACGAUCGUAACACUCGACUUUUAUAGAUUGACAAAGUUAAGUCGACAAGCGUUAUUUAUUCGUAACGAUAAUGGAGAAAUUGGUGAAUGUAACGAGGAUAUUGAGAAGAGGGUUUAAUGCACCAAAUCGAGAAAAUGGUGACGAUUACGGCAAGUUACGUGACAUUAAAUUAAGUGUCAAGUUACUGGAUGUAGAUAUAGACAAGAAUCGAGAAAUUUCCAAAAUUCAAAGGUCAAAACAGGUUCAAACUCAUAGGAACGUUCAAGGAGACGUUUGCGAAAUGAGACACAGUCCUUUGAGGAUUAUAAAGUUAGCAGAAAGUGGGUCGAUACGAGAAUUCCAAAAAUUUUAUUUUGAAGACGUAAGCAGAAUAGAAUUUAAGGACAAACACGGCCAAACGGCUUUACAUCAUGCUGCCGCUAAAAAUCAUGUUGGCAUCGUGGAAUUCAUCGUAGAACGUCAUGGAGGUAUUGACAUGAAAGACAGUCAAGGAAAUACUGCACUACACGUAGCAGUUUUGAAUGAUUCUUACGAGACCUUGAAAUGUCUUCUUAAAUACGAUGCAGAUUCAACUCUCCUCAACAAUGAUUUGAAAGCACCAAUUCAUCUCGCUACAGAGUAUAAUAAAGUGAGGAUACUUGAGGAGUUAGUUAAGCAUAAAGAAGGGAUAGGAACCACAGUUCGUGGUAGACAUGGACGAACAGCGCUUCAUAUAGCCGCAAUUUUUGAUAGAGCCGAAUGUAUACGAAUAUUGCUGAGCCAAACAGCUUGUUGCCCCAGAAUUGCAUGUGAUAAUGGUUAUUAUCCAAUACACGAAGCUGCUAAGAAUGCAUCUGCUAAUGCACUAAAAGCCCUUUUGGAUUGGGGUCAGUCAAGAGGUUAUGCUAAGGAAGACAUGAUGAAGUGUUAUGAUGCUGAUGGAAACGUACCUUUACAUUCUGCUGUACAUGCUGGAGACAUUAAAGCAGUAAAACUUUGUUUGGAAAGUGGAGCUGUUAUAAGUACUCAACAGCAUGACCUUUCGACUCCUGUGCAUUUAGCAUGUGCACAAGGUGCUAUGGAGAUCGUUAAAUUAAUGUUUGAAUCACAAAACGAGCAAAAAUCAUCUUGUUUAUCGAUCUCUGAUGCACAGAAGAUGACACCUUUACACUGUGCUGCUAUGUUUGAUCAUCAAGAUUUAGUGGAAUAUUUAAUUACUGAGGGAGCCGAUAUUACUGCACCAGAUAAAGAAGGCAGAUCUGUAUUACUGUUAGCUGCUGCUAGAGGAGCUUGGAAUACAGUUAAAAUAUUACUAAAAAUGGGUGCUAAUAUCAGCGAUCACGAUAAUGGAAACAGAAAUUUGUUACACCAUGUUGUACUCAGUGGAGGAUGUUUGAGUGACAUUUGUAAUGACAUAAUAAAGGUAUACAGUCUAAUAUUUAAUAUUUUUAAAUUUAUGAAUAUGAAAACAUUUCACUUGAUCUUUCAGAAUACUUCUGAGUUGCUGGAUUUACUGAACGAAAAGGACUUUUCGGGGUGUACUCCUAUGCAUUAUGCAUCUUUAAAUGGUCAUUUGAAGACUAUACAGAGUCUUCUCUAUCUGGGAGCUAUUAUAAAUUUAAAAAACAAUGAAAAUCAAUCACCUUUACACUUUGCUGCAAGAUACGGUCGUUACAAUACUGUUCGUCACCUACUCGAAACGAAGAAAGGUCACAUGAUUAUUAACGAGAUGGACGGCGAAGGUAUGACACCACUUCAUAUUGCAUCUCAGAAUGGUCAUAUAAGAGUUGUACAAUUGCUCUUGGUUAAGGGCGCUUUAUUGCAUAGAGAUCAUAAAGGUAGAACCCCUCUACAUUAUGCUGCUUACAAUGGAUACACGCAAACGAUGGAGCAACUCUUAGCUGUGCACUCACAUCUCUUAGAUCAAACAGACAGAGAUGGUAAUACCGCACUUCACAUGGCGUCUUCUAACAAUAAAAGCAAUGCUGUUAGUUUGUUACUGAGCUUAAAUUGCAAGAUCAUAACUAAUAGUCAAGAUAUGACUGCGAUAGAUUGUGCUCUCAACUAUAAACACAACGAAGUGACUAUGGCUAUGGUGACUCAUGUGACUAGAAGCGAAGAAAUAAUGUGCUGCAAGACAAAGAAAUAUUCUUGUUUAUUAGAAGGUUUGACAGCUGUUAUGCCCGAUAUUAUGAUGGCAGUUCUUGAUAGAGGAAUUGUUAAAUCAAAGUUCAGUGAAGAUUCUAAAUCAUAUUAUAUAAAGUAUAAUUUUCAAUAUCUUCAAGAUACUGGCAAGAUAUCAACUAUUGUUCCAACUAGAACAAUACCGAUGCCUUUACCAGUGAUGAAUAUUAUGGUAAGAUAUGGCAGAGAGGAAUUAAUGUCUCAUCCUCUAUGUGUUAAAUACCUUGAAACUAAAUGGAAUUCGUAUGGCAUGUACUUCCAUUUAAUUAAUUUGGCUGUUUAUACUGUGUUUCUCAUAUUCAUUACUGUAAAUGCUAUUCAGUUAAUGAAUGAUGCCGAUUCUAUUAAAGAAAAUAAUUAUAUUGAUAGAGGAAGUAAUUCCAUUCAGAAACCGUUUUGUACUGUAACAUCUAUAGUAGUAUUAAUUUUUGUCGCUUUAAAUAUCAUCAAGGAAUUUUAUCAGAUGAUCCAACAGAAAAAGAAGUACUUUCACGAUGUAAUUAAUUUGCUUGAAUGGUUACUUUACAUAUCUGCUGGAAUAAUGGCCACUGGGCAUAUUUUUCCUGAAAUUAUUUAUUUAAGUACAGAAUACAUCCUUGCAGCUAUCGCCGUAUUUUUAGCUUGGUUUAACUAUCUUUUGUACCUACAAAGAUUCAAUCAAAUAGGGAUUUACGUAGUGAUGUUCCUAGAAAUAUUAUCUACUUUACUCAAAGUGAUGUUCGUCUUUUCUGUUCUCAUAAUUGCUUUUGGGUUGAGUUUCUACAUCCUGAUGGCCACUGUUCAAGGAUCGAAAGAGAAAGGCUUUUAUAAUCCAGCAAUAUCUCUAUUAAGAGUGAGCACCAUGAUGUUGGGAGAAAUAGAUUUUCUUGGAACUUUUCUGAAACCUUUACACCAGGAUACUUUGCCAACCUGGCACCAGAUGGCGGCAGCAUCGUGGUUCCUGGUAGCAUUUGCUAUAUUGAUGCCAAUCCUUCUUAUGAAUCUUCUUAUUGGUUUAGCUGUUGGAGAUAUCGAAACUGUAAGAAGAAAUGCUCAAAUGAAAAGAUUAACAAUGCAGGUAGAAUUACAUACAGAUUUGGAAAGAAAAUUACCAAAUAAAUUAUUGAAAUUAGUAGAUAAAAUGGAAAUAUUUGAAUAUCCAAAUAAAAAAUGUACUUCAUCAUAUAUGUGGAACACUUUACAUAAGUGGUUCGCAUGUUCCAGAGAAGAAGGAGUAGAAACUCAAGAACGAUAUUUUACAUCCAUUGAGAAUGUUCCUGAUGAUAUAUCCGGAGAACUCAAUCGCCAAAAGAAAAAAAAAUUAUUUUCUUUCAGAUUGAAAGAAAUGACAAAACUUAUGGACCAACAGUUACAACUUCUUCGACUUAUAGUACAGAAAAUGGAAAUUCGUACAGAAAAUGGCGACAUAGAUGAAGGGGUGUAUGAUUACCAAGAUAGGCCCAUUAGUGCUACUUCCUAUAAAUUAUCAUCUGUCAAUUCUUCAAAAAGUAAUCAAAAUAUUGUGUAGAAUUUUUAGAAGCGUGAUCUAUAUAUAUACAUAUAUGUCAUUUUGAAAAAUCAUAUAUUAUUUUAUAGCAUUAUUGUGCCUACAUUAUUAAAAAAUUAAUA
Messenger RNA from Centruroides sculpturatus (bark scorpion), 3776 nucleotides. Its product is annotated as transient receptor potential cation channel subfamily A member 1-like. The transcript is spliced from 24 exons. Lineage: Eukaryota; Metazoa; Arthropoda; Arachnida; Scorpiones; Buthidae. Gene Ontology annotation, biological process: monoatomic ion transport; transmembrane transport. Gene Ontology annotation, cellular component: membrane. Gene Ontology annotation, molecular function: protein binding; monoatomic ion channel activity. The coding region runs from base 76 to 3675 and encodes 1199 amino acids. The record is from RefSeq and is a predicted model, not a curated record.